AAUGAACCUUCUCGUUUACCGUCGCCAGGUUCUUUGAAACCAACUUUAUUGAUAGCUUGUUCCGUACAGACAUGGGGGCACGGGUCGCACGUAUGACAAGGAAUUUUAACCUUGAGAACCGAGCGUUUAGAGAAAUUUCAAAGGAGAAACCGCGAGCAGCGCCGCGUCACGAGUCGAAGGGCGCGCCUUUGGUCGAGGUUUCUGACGAGUCGAUCCACCAGAGGAACGACCCUUUGCUCGGUCAUCUCAAAUCCGUGUACGUGGAGUCGAAGGACACCACAACAGCAUCAACGGGAGGAACAGAAGCAACGGCAGCAGAGCCGUCGAAAGAAGAAACCCUCUGUAAAAACCCAGAUCUUCGCUCGCUCAUGGUAAGUUUACCAAAGGGACCUUAUGACCUGGCAGAACCCAGUAACAUCCCCAAAGGCAAACUGACCCUCACUGAGGCCCUGAAGGUCCUUGGCAGCCACCAUCAUCAGCCUCAAACAUGGACACCAGAGAAGAUUGCACAGGAAUAUUCUCUUGACUUGAAAGACACGAAGGCCGUUUUAGAGUUCUUCAUCCCUUUCCGUGUUGAACUCAUACAACCAAAGAACAACGGCGCCAAGCGGAUAAAUGCGUCUUAGCGAUGGGAGAUUAAAAUAUAUAUAACGUAUAUGUCUACUAUUGUAAAGCUGAUGACACGACCCUGGGAUUGGACAUAAUAAACUUGAUGUUUAAUGUUGGA
This is a messenger RNA of Cynoglossus semilaevis (tongue sole), 727 nucleotides long. It is a transcript of the gene ndufaf4, whose product is annotated as NADH:ubiquinone oxidoreductase complex assembly factor 4. The coding region runs from base 72 to 626 and encodes 184 amino acids. The transcript is spliced from 3 exons. Gene Ontology annotation, biological process: mitochondrial respiratory chain complex I assembly. The record is from RefSeq and is a predicted model, not a curated record. Lineage: Eukaryota; Metazoa; Chordata; Actinopteri; Pleuronectiformes; Cynoglossidae. Gene Ontology annotation, cellular component: mitochondrion.